GACGCGAGCCAUUUACCUUUCCCUGUCCCCCCUCCCCUUUCACAUCGGACCCCAAACUGAUAAGCUGCCAACAAAGCCUUGUUGGUGGAAGCUUGCUGGCCCGUGGACCGAACGACCGCGACUGCAUCUAUCUCUCGUUGACCAGGUCAACAAGGCCAUACGCGUACGCAUACGCAUACGCAUCCGUUUCCUUUACCUGCGUGCCCGGUGGGCCACUUCAUGCCUGCGCGCAUAUUGGAUGGUUUCUCAGCAUCGUGUCCAAUCCCGCUUUACUCAGCGGGAAUCCUUGUUCAGUCCUUAGGCUGUCCCGAUCGACAGGCCGGCCUCCCCCCUCGAAGCUUCUGUUUACUAGUACAAGCUACAUCGGCGAAGGCCCGAAGCUAGAGGGCACAGGAGGCACAUCGCAUUAUUAGUUUCCCUAAUCAGCAAGCAUGCCCGCGGUCAAUCUCCCUCGGCAACGGACCCAUGGUAACGUCGCCCUAAGCCCCGUACCAGGGGGGCAGCUGCGGCUCUUACUCAAUAUUGGCCUCAUCUCUCUUGGACUCAUAUGUCUCGGUGUGUUGCGGUUCGUGUUGGAGACCAGGAGGAGAAGAUAUAAAGCACUCCCUCGCUCUGCCCUGGGCAAGGGAGAUCCUGGCGGGACUACUCUCCAGAGACUCUGGACCUCAGAGAAGUCAAGUGGAAUCAGCAACCAGAACCAGAUCAUGUCCAGCCAUCAGGAGUCGGGAAUCGCCCGGCUGGGGGCAGACCAAGAUCCGAGCGAUGGGAGACAGGAGCAUAUCGAGGACGGGUCCCGGCAGCAAGAAGACAGAGGGUCUGUUCAGGACGAGACAGCUCCUCCUCUAAGCUCAGACACAGGCACGCUACUGAUCCUCAAGCCCGGCCCUCUGCUGCCGCCGCCGCUAACACCGCCUACUCUGUCGACAGGAGUGUUCCCAUUUCAGGAUCGCCGGCUAAGCUUUGCGGCAUCUAACAUGGGGCUGAGUGACCUGGACACGAGCUUCUUUCACCAGCCGAACCCGGACUACACGCUGUCACCCUCGUCUGAAUCGACCUCGACUGCGCUGCCCCACGGCCAGGAGUCCUCUUCCGUCCCGAGGAGGAGGUCUUACACGAGAGUGCUUCCCCUGGGGUUGGCUCACUCAGCCUCGGAGCAUGACGGGGCAUCCUUCUCGCCCAGCUCGUUCCCUUCGUCGAGCCCGAUCUUGCCCCUCGCGCCACAUGAGUCACUGGAAUCUAGGGAGAUCGACGUCCAGGGCGAGAUCAUUUCGGUUGUGGACGACUCGGGCGCGGGCUGGAAGCGGCAUACCCGCGUCUACGGUGGAGGCGUCUGCCUCGCCUGCCUGGCGUCUGGGAGCCAGGGAGGGUUUUACGGCGAAAACGUACCACCCGAACAUCGUCGAUAAACGGAUACACGCAUAUUUCAAACGUACUUGCCGGGUCGUGGGCAAGAAUCCUUCUCCUUUUUUUUUUUUUUUCCGUCCCUUGCGGACAAGGAGGCAGCUCUGCAAAUCCUAACAUUGCUAUGACAGACUGAGGCACGAG
Durotheca rogersii is the source of this 1545-nucleotide messenger RNA. RefSeq lists its product as uncharacterized. NCBI's taxonomy places the organism in Eukaryota, Fungi, Ascomycota, Sordariomycetes, Xylariales, Xylariaceae. The coding region runs from base 432 to 1406 and encodes 324 amino acids. The record is from RefSeq and is a predicted model, not a curated record. The transcript has a single exon.